Messenger RNA from Penicillium canescens, 858 nucleotides. RefSeq lists its product as uncharacterized. Lineage: Eukaryota; Fungi; Ascomycota; Eurotiomycetes; Eurotiales; Aspergillaceae. The record is from RefSeq and is a predicted model, not a curated record. The transcript is spliced from 2 exons. The coding region runs from base 1 to 858 and encodes 285 amino acids.
AUGGCAACCAUCCAAAUUUCAGACGACUCUUUGAGCCUCCUUCAAGAUAAAGUUGUCUUGAUUACCGGCGGCUCAUCUGGAAUCGGAAGAGCUACUGUGGAACUAUGCCUCAAGCACGGUGCCACUGUCAUCGCCAGCGAUAUCAACCCUCCCCAAGCCGACUUUGAAGCAACAGACAAGUUCAAAUUUGUGAAAGUCGAUGUUACCUCAUGGGAAAGUCUCCACAAUGCAUUCGUUCAAGCCGAGAAAUGGUUCGGUCGAAUCGACCAUGUUUUCGCCAACGCAGGCGUGUCAACAACAACCGAUUUCCUAGAUGGCAAGCUUGAUGAUAAUGGCGAACUUGCACCUCCUAACUUACGCACAAUCAACGUUAAUCUCAUUGGUGUCCUCAACACCGUGCAUCUUGCUGCGCACUAUAUCCAGAAGCACUCGACCCACCGUGCGGAAGGCGAACUUGGAAGUAUAGUCGUCACCGCAUCUACAUCGUCUUUCCAAAAUUUCAGUGCUGGCGACUAUACUGUUACCAAACAUGGUGUUUUGGGAAUCAUCCGUGGGCUCGAGCAUCAAAUUGAGGGGAAGGUGCGACUAAACGCUGUUGCACCGUCCUGGACUGCAACGGGGAUGAUACCGUCGGAUUUCAUUGAAUCUCUCGGCGUUGGAGUCCAAACACCGGAAGCUGUAGCCCGAAGUGUGGCUCUAUUGUUUACUGACCAGCAGCGUCAUUCUGAGGUUAUUUACAGCUGGGAUGGGAAGUAUCAAGAGGUCAAUAAGGCAAAGGGUGGGUUGCUUGAUGCUUCGGAGAAACUUUUGGUAAAUAUAGCCAACGAGGAAACGGUUAUGAGGAAGCUUAGGAGUUAA